This is a messenger RNA of Perca fluviatilis (European perch), 3556 nucleotides long. RefSeq names its product sex comb on midleg-like protein 4. Gene Ontology annotation, molecular function: protein binding. The record is from RefSeq and is a predicted model, not a curated record. The transcript is spliced from 8 exons. NCBI's taxonomy places the organism in Eukaryota, Metazoa, Chordata, Actinopteri, Perciformes, Percidae. Bases 222 to 1445 code for a protein of 407 amino acids.
GCAUUAGUCUAAUGAGAUGUCUGCAGCCUGUGUGCCGAGCAGCAGCAGCAGCAGCAGCAGCAGCAGUGUAUUAACCAAAAAGAGGACAAGGAAAAAGCAAGAGCAAGAUGGCUUUCCCUUCAUUGUUAGGGAUUUAGCUUUACAGUCACCUUUAGGCUCCUGGGAUAUAAGACAAAAGGGCUUGGCUCUGGGGCUUUCACAAUAGAAGACAGCAGCUCCAAAUGAGUGUACCUGCAGCGACGGCACAGAAAUCAGACGGCAACAACAGUGAAAUGCAAUCAGCUGCAGUAGCUCCCUCCUUCAUCCCCAGCCAGUCGGGGAAGAUACCGGGCAGGAAGAGAGGGAGACCCCCGCUCCGCAAUGUCGCCAAGAUGGAUUUUCCAAACCGCUACCCCGAGUCGCUCCCUCCACUCAAAGUGCCAAAGAAGAGGGGGAGAAAGCCGGGCUUCAAGCUCAAACCCAGGAUGGUGAUGACACCGUUGGCUAUCUCUCCACCCAGCAGCACCCCUGAGCCCGAUAUGAGCUCCAUUCCUCAGGAUGCCGCCACCAUCCCCCACUCUGCCACGCCCCAGGUGCUUACAGUCUGUAUCUACAUCAACAAGCAGGCCAACACAGGCCCCAACCUGGACAGGAAGAAGAUCCAGCAGCUCCCUGAUCACUUCGGACCCGACAGGCCCUCUGUGGUGCUGCAGCAGGCCGUCCAAGGCUGCAUCGACAGCGCCUUCCUGCAGAAAACAGUGUUCACGCUCCUCACACAAGGCUACGGGGGAGAAAAAAUAUCAGCCACAUUCGAUGGGAAGCAGCACCUUCUCAGCCUCCCCGUAGUGAACAGCAUCGACUAUGUGCUCCGUUUUCUGAAGAAGCUCUGCCGCAGCUUGCACUGUGAAAACCUCUUCAGUGAUCAGCCCAUUACCCAGCACAGUGGCGGCUCCUACCAGUCAGAUGCUGAAACAUCUAUGGCUGAUGACUACCAUUUAGACCAGUCCGAUGGCAAACGCUACUCCGUGGACCCCGGCGAUUCUGCUUUCAGCUCCAUAAGCUCGUCCUACUCGCCAAAGACCUCCUACGGCUUCCGUUCGUCGCAGCAGUUCUCCAACGGCUCGGCCUCCAUGAGCAUGUGCAGGCAGUCGUCCACCAGCCCGAACACGUUCCCAGAGAGCAACAGGACGGGAGGUUAUAAUGCAUCUCCAGAGUCCCAGGAGUCCAAGGCUCCACCCAAUAAAGACCCAUCCACCUGGUCUGUGGAAGAUGUUGUCUGGUUCAUCAGGGAUGCAGACCCCCACGCUCUCGGCCCUCAUGCAGACGUCUUUAGGAAACAUGAGAUUGAUGGAAACGCUUUGUUACUCCUAAAGAGCGACAUGAUCAUGAAGUACCUUGGACUGAAGCUGGGGCCGGCCUUGAAGCUUUGCUACCACAUCGACAAACUAAAGCAGACUAAGUUCUGAAAACCUUCUACGAUAUAUUUCCCCCUCCUUAAAUCCAACAAUACAUUUGAGAAGGGACUCCAGGUCUGUGAGCCAAUGGGAAGAGAGUAGGGCCUCGAGGCAUGAGGUGCAUCACUUCCUUUUCUGCCGUAAAAGUAUAAAAGCAAACGGGCUGCUACGUUAAUUUAACUACUUUAAGCUCAGAAAGAGAUGGUAAUGGUGACUUCUAAAAUAUACUAUAAGUGAACUAAUAAUAAUAAAAAAGAAAUGCCACACAAAGAGUGACAUGUUUAAGUAUUACUGCGCAGAUAUAACUUUAUCUUCAGUUAUAGUCAAAGACGUUUGUAACCAACAUACGCAUUUAAAAAUUAGCAAGGUGAGAAAAGUAGGAGCAGAGUGAGGUCUAACUUAAUGCUGACAUUAUAGGGUUAACAUUAAUGUAAACUUCUCCAACCUACACUUUAUGUAACUUCAAACAGGUUGUAUUUUUAGAUGAUAUAUCAUAGUAUUUCUGUCCCAGCUAACAUACUAUAAAAAAAAGAGGAUUUCAUGGAUUUUUUUUACCUUACCUUAUCACCAAUAACUGAGUUUUUUGGCCAUUUGGGAGAAGCAGAAAACAAGUUUUGAACACAACAUUGACAUAUCACCUUUUAUAUUGAUAUUGCGAACUUGUUAAACAAUAGUUGCUAAUUUACACAUCCAACAGGUAAGCAGCAACACUAUCACUGAUUUGGAGUCAUGUUUUUGGCCAUGUCAUGAAUGUAAAUCUAAUAUCAACUCUCUUUUAGCUCUGUUUUGGUCUCCACCAACUCCUGAGGGAAAUAUCUGUCUCUUUAGCCCCUAAAUGCCCCACUAUGUUCACCAGCUAGUUUCUAACUGUGUCUGUCUGCUGUUUGGUGCUGAAGGAACAGCUAAAGGAAGUGACAAAUUUCAUACCUGAAGCCCUACUCUUUUCCCAUUGGUUCUCAGACAUGGGGUACCCAGACGUGAGGUCCACAGUUGGACCCUCUUGGUACAUUUUGCUAAAGAUUUCCAUGAUGUCAUGUAGUGAUUAUCACAAAUUCACCCCUCUCUUACUUACUCUACUUUUGGCACAGAUUUUGAACUAAAAACUGUCAGAUUGUGGAAUGCAUCCUUCAUACACAUCUGUUAAAGGCCAAUGUAAGAUAAACGUUCUGUCUCACAAACCUUCAUGAGCAGCACAUCUGUCUGCUGCAUGCAGAUUUCUUUAUAUAUAUAUAUAUAUAUACACAUAUAUAUAUAUAUAUAUAUUCAUCAUCUGACUAGAAAUGUAUAACAAUAACAGAAAACACUUUAUACUUUAAGAAACUCUCACUUUGUCAAACCUCACUAUAGGAUCUCAUGUUUACAAAGCUGAAAUCUUAUCUAUAACUGAGAAACAGUGCAUUAACUACUACAUUGCUUUUUGAUUGAGAGAUGUAGAAAAUCAUUUUGAUACUAUUUUUUCACAUUACUGUGUCACAAAAAAGUAAUGUUCCCAUUGGAUUUGUCAUUCUUUUUUAUUAUAAUUUUAAUAUAAAAAAAAAACACUAUAACCUAAACAAAACAUAGCCUACAUAGAAAGACAGUAGCUCUCUUGUUAGUAUUUAUAAAGAAAAAUGAGAGCAUUGUGAACGUGAUAUAUUUAUGUUUCAAUAUGCAAGAUUGUUACAUGCCAGUUAUCUCUAUAGGCUCUUCAUGUAUACUCAUGAGAACAUUUCUUAUGUUUUUAUCAAGCAUCAGUGUUGAUACGGAACCUGUCAAAACACACUAAAUGUUACACUGAGAAAACCUAAAUGGCCAUGUAAAUGGGUAUAUAAUAUAGUAUUGCUUUUGUAUACCACUUUUGGUGUACAGUAUGCAUCCUUUUUUUAAUCAAUUAACCUUUGUAAGUGAAUGCUGCUGUAAAGAUAUUACAUGUAAGCCAUGCCUAGUGAGAUCAAGCUAAGGUGUUUUAUUUUGAAAAUCACUAUGAAUAAGAGUUUUAGAGAACGCUGAGUGGAUCAGUACUCUAUGCUGGUGCUAAAAGUUAUCUAUGUAUUUAACUACUUGCUUUUGUGUUUGUGAGAUGUAAAGGAAAUCAUGUGUAUAUUGUACUGUAUGUGAGCAUUAAAUUAAGAAAUCAAGUAAGA